This is a messenger RNA of Trichobilharzia regenti, 1440 nucleotides long. Lineage: Eukaryota; Metazoa; Platyhelminthes; Trematoda; Strigeidida; Schistosomatidae. The record is from the annotation of a GenBank genome assembly.
AUGGUUAAAAACAGAGUUGAUGAUAAUUCUGACGAGGGUAGAAAUGAUGAUGUUGUUAAGAUGAAAAAAAGCAUUGGUCUUGUUAAUAGUAUUACUAUUAUCAUAGGCUCAAUAAUUGGUUCAGGAAUAUUUGUUAGUCCAACUGGUAUAUUAGAAAAUGUACGAAGUAUUGGUGCCAGUUUAAUUAUAUGGGUUGGAUGUGGACUAUUCUCAUUGAUGGGAGCAUAUUGUUAUGCUGAAUUAGGUACAAUGAUUCAUCGUUCUGGUGGUGAUUACGCCUAUGUUCUUGAAGCGUUUGGUUCAUUUAUGGGAUUUCUACGCCUGUGGAUUGAAGUUAUGGUAGCUAGACCUGCUACACUAACUGUUGUUGCUUUAACAUUCGCUAAGUAUAUUCUACAACCAAUAUUUCCUGACUGUACACAACCUGAUACAAUUUUACGAUGUUUAGCAGCUGUAUGUAUAAUUAUUCUUGGAUUUAUAAACUCUGCUUCUGUACGUUGGUCUACACGUGUACAGGAUAUUUUCACUUAUGCAAAAGUGACAGCUUUAAUAUUGAUUAUUGUCACAGGAAUUGUAGAAAUUUGUCGUGGUCACGUUGACGAAUUCCGAGAACCAUUUGGAGGCUCUAACUGGGAUCCAGGAAGUAUUGCCAAGGCUUUCUAUUCCGGUUUAUUCGCAUAUGCUGGUUGGAAUUAUUUAAAUUGUAUGAUUGAAGAAUUAAAAAAUCCUAGACGUGAUUUACCAUUUGCAAUUGUAUUCUCAUGUCUUGCCGUGACUGUUAUCUAUUCACUGGCUAAUAUUGCCUAUAUCACAGUGGUUCCAGUUAGUGAAGUCUUGACCACACCAGCUGUAGCUGUGACUUUUGCCAAUAAAAUGUAUGGUCCAGCCUGGUGGAUAAUGCCAAUAUUUGUAGCUUUUUCAACAUUUGGUGGAGUUAACGGAAACUUACUAACUACAUCGAGAAUAUUUUUUGUCGCUAGUCGUGAAGCACACAUGCCUAAAGUUAUAUCUUUUCUACACACGGAUAGAUUAACCCCAAUACCAGCCGUUUUAUUCACUUGUAUUACUGGUUUAGCCUAUCUUCUUAUAACAGAUAUAUACGUAUUAAUGACGUAUAUGGGUUUUGUUGAAUGGUUGGCAGUCGGUAUUUGUGUAUUUCUUGUUAUUUACUUCAGACGAACACGACCUAAUUUAGAACGUCCUGUCAGAGUUCCAUUGUUCUUUGUAUAUACAUAUUUGAUAGUUACAUCAUUGCUCAUACUGUUUACAUUUAUUGGUGCACCGACUGAAUCACUUAUGGGAGUAAUUAUUAUUCUAACUGGGAUCCCUGUAUAUCUUGUCUGUUGUGUAUGGAAGAAUAAGCCAAUAGCAUUUCAGCGUGCAAUAUAUAAUAUAAGUUUAGGUACACAGAAACUACUGAACGUGGUUCCUGAAACUUAA